CCCUGGGUGGGGCCAGCCUUGACGCACCGCGCCUGCGCGACGUCUCUUUGCAGGGCCCAACGACCAGCUCCCAGCCCCGCUUCGCCGCAGCGGCUUGAGCCCUCCGGCCCUCCAUAGGCGCUCGGCUGUUGCGCCGCUCCAACUUCCUACUCGGCGUUCCCACGCCUAUUCGAGUGGAUUCCGGGCACUCCAGGAAGAGGUAGGCUCAGCCUUUCUCCACGUCAGAGACCUAACUCUGGAGAUGGCGGCUCAGAAGAUAAACGAAGGGCUGGAGCACCUCGCCAAAGCAGAGAAAUACCUGAAAACUGGUUUUUUAAAAUGGAAGCCAGAUUAUGACAGUGCCGCCUCUGAAUAUGGAAAAGCAGCUGUUGCUUUUAAAAAUGCCAAACAGUUUGAGCAAGCAAAAGAUGCCUGCCUGAGGGAAGCUGUUGCCCAUGAAAAUAAUAGGGCUCUUUUUCAUGCUGCCAAAGCUUAUGAGCAAGCUGGAAUGAUGUUGAAGGAGAUGCAGAAACUACCAGAAGCCGUUCAGCUAAUUGAGAAAGCAAGCAUGAUGUAUCUAGAAAAUGGCACCCCAGACACGGCAGCCAUGGCUUUGGAGCGGGCUGGAAAGCUUAUAGAAAAUGUUGAUCCAGAAAAGGCUGUACAGUUAUAUCAACAGACAGCUAAUGUGUUUGAAAAUGAGGAACGGUUACGACAGGCAGUUGAAUUAUUAGGAAAAGCCUCCAGACUACUAGUACGAGGACGUAGGUUUGAUGAGGCAGCACUCUCUAUUCAGAAAGAAAAAAAUAUUUAUAAGGAAAUUGAGAAUUAUCCAACUUGUUACAAGAAAACAAUUGCUCAAGUCUUAGUUCAUCUACACAGAAAUGACUACGUAGCUGCAGAAAGAUGUGUCCGGGAGAGCUAUAGCAUCCCCGGGUUUAAUGGCAGUGAAGACUGUGCUGCGCUGGAACAGCUUCUUGAAGGUUAUGACCAGCAAGACCAAGAUCAAGUGUCAGACGUCUGCAACUCGCCGCUUUUCAAGUACAUGGACAAUGAUUAUGCUAAGCUGGGCCUGAGUUUGGUGGUUCCAGGAGGGGGAAUCAAGAAGAAAUCACCUGCGACACCACAGGCCAAGCCUGAUGGUGUCACUGCCACAGCUGCCGAUGAAGAGGAAGAUGAAUACUCAGGAGGACUAUGCUAGUAUUUUGCUUGCUGAAAAGAAAAGGAAAACAAAGGGAAAAUCCUGACAUGCUAUUUCAAGGACUUGGUUCUAGAUUAGGGAUGUCUGUACUUCAUUACAGUGGUGAUUUUGGAUCCUAAUAAAAACUAGUUUUUAGUUACCGUUUUCCCAAAUCAGUUAUAUCCUUUAUCUGUGAAGCAUAUCUUUUUCUUUCCAUAAGAGCUUUUUUAAGACACCAGCAGAAGUUAACAGAAAAGCUACUGUCAUGUUUUAAUACAGUUGAUUAAAAAAUUUACAAGCCAAAUUAUACAUAAAUUAUGUUCUAAACAAAAGGAGUAAUAAACAUAGGUAUUCUUCCCUCUUGGACAGUUAUAACUUACUCUUAGUGAAUUGUUUUUUAUAUUUUAUUUAAUAAUUGCUGCUAAAAGUGAUGUUUACUGGUAAAAUUAUUUUAAAAUUUGUUUUUUUUGGAAAAGGAAAUUUAUCCCCUAUGAUGUUAGAUACAUUUAAAUUAUUAUGUCUUUUCAGAGAUGAGAUGGGAGCAGGAAGUUAUUUUGAGCCUUACAAUAUUAUUUAACUCAAUAAAAGGUGCACUGAAGCUCUUAUAUAUCAGUUUGAAAAAUUUUGAAGGUAACAUAUUAAAGUGAUUCUAUAAAUACCUUCAGUUCUCUCUGAAGUGUAGGUAUUUCUUCCUUCUAAAAAAUACAUAGUGACUGUCUCCAUAUCUACUUGGCUCUGAACCAAAUAGGAGCUAAUAGCUAAGGAAUACCUUUUUUUUGUUUUUUUUUUUU
Sapajus apella (tufted capuchin) is the source of this 1950-nucleotide messenger RNA. It is a transcript of the gene NAPG, whose product is annotated as NSF attachment protein gamma. NCBI's taxonomy places the organism in Eukaryota, Metazoa, Chordata, Mammalia, Primates, Cebidae. Bases 242 to 1180 code for a protein of 312 amino acids. The transcript is spliced from 12 exons. The record is from RefSeq and is a predicted model, not a curated record. Gene Ontology annotation, molecular function: soluble NSF attachment protein activity; syntaxin binding. Gene Ontology annotation, cellular component: SNARE complex; vacuolar membrane. Gene Ontology annotation, biological process: intracellular protein transport.